AUGUCGACCACGGUAGACAAGAUUAAGGAGAUCGAGGCCGAAAUGGCCCGGACCCAGAAGAACAAGGCAACGUCCUUCCAUCUGGGUCAACUCAAGGCCAAGCUCGCCAAGCUGAAGCGCGAGCUGCUCACACCGUCUGGUGGUGGCGGUGGAGGUGGCGGCGCAGGUUUCGAUGUUGCGCGCACCGGUGUAGCCAGUAUCGGCUUCAUCGGCUUCCCCUCGGUGGGCAAAUCGACGCUCAUGAGCAGACUCACGGGCCAACACUCCGAGGCCGCGGCAUACGAGUUCACGACAUUGACGUCGGUCCCUGGUCAGGUCAUGUACAAUGGCGCUCCUCUGCAGAUGAUUGACUUACCCGGAAUUAUCGAGGGUGCCAAAGACGGCAGAGGGCGUGGUCGCCAGGUCAUCGCCGUUGCCAAGACGUGCCAUCUCAUCUUUAUCGUGCUCGACGUCAACAAGCCUCUGACGGACAAGCGCGUGAUCGAGACGGAACUCGAGGGCUUUGGCAUUCGCAUCAACAAGGAGCCACCCAACAUCACUUUCAAGAAGAAGGACAAGGGUGGCCUCAACAUCACCAGCACUGUCCCGUUGACACACAUCGAUCAUGACGAAAUCAAGGCGGUCAUGAGCGAAUACCGCAUCAACUCGGCUGAUAUCACCAUCCGUUGCGAUGCCACAGUGGACGACCUCAUCGAUGUGCUCGAGGCUAGGAGCCGAAGUUAUAUCCCUGUCAUUUACGUGUUGAACAAGAUCGAUGCGAUUAGCAUUGAGGAGCUCGACCUCCUCUACCGUAUCCCCAAUUCCGUGCCCAUCAGCUCAGAACAUGGUUGGAACGUCGACGAGCUAAUGGAGGCCAUGUGGGAAAAGCUAAAGUUGGUUCGAGUCUACACGAAGCCCAAGGGAAGGAUGCCCGACUACUCCGCUCCUGUUGUGCUCCGUUCCACGAAAUGCACCGUUGAGGACUUCUGUAACGCCAUCCACCGAAGCAUCCUUGAACAGUUUAAGAAUGCCGUUGUGUAUGGCAGGUCCGUGAAACAUCAGCCACAGCGCGUCGGCCUAUCGCAUCAGCUCGCUGACGAAGAUAUCGGUAUGUUAUGCAUCCGCUGA
This is a messenger RNA of Thyridium curvatum, 1107 nucleotides long. RefSeq lists its product as uncharacterized. The coding region runs from base 1 to 1107 and encodes 368 amino acids. The transcript has 6 exons. Gene Ontology annotation, molecular function: GTPase activity; GTP binding. Gene Ontology annotation, cellular component: cytoplasm. Lineage: Eukaryota; Fungi; Ascomycota; Sordariomycetes; Thyridiales; Thyridiaceae. The record is from RefSeq and is a predicted model, not a curated record. Gene Ontology annotation, biological process: cytoplasmic translation.